Molecule: messenger RNA, 2997 nt
Organism: Acanthaster planci (crown-of-thorns starfish)
Lineage: Eukaryota; Metazoa; Echinodermata; Asteroidea; Valvatida; Acanthasteridae
Biological process (GO): lysosome localization
Cellular component (GO): BORC complex
Source: RefSeq, a predicted model, not a curated record
UACGGUGUCUAACUAACUGUUCACCGUAAAGGUGGGGACCCGAGUUCAGAAUUCCACGAAGGCCUAAUGAAGUCAAGAAGGAUACUGAAAUCUUCAAGCGAGAAGAAAGCAGAAGAAGAACUGUUUGGUUAACGUCAGUGAUGAAACGGAGACUAGGAUUAGAAAUGUUAAGUGGAGGACCAUCCGGCCCGUGAAGCAGGUGAUUUUAGGUAAAUUGUUGCCUAGUUUCCGGACACGUGCUGGACAAGCAGACAAGAGGCAUGUUGAAGAUGGCCGAAGCAGAGACAUUGGGACCAAAUAUUGCAGAUGAAGGUGGUGUUGAGAAAGACCAAAGACAACGUGGGAAUCCCUCUGAAGUCACUGAUUCUAACGAAGAUCAAACCAAAGAUGCACUGGCGGAUCAACGUGACGCUGUGGAGGAGAAUAACCAGCCGAAAGGCAGAGUUGAUGAUUCGGUGAAUGAUGCCAACAAGGAAGGGGAAAAGACCCAUUUACAUUUAUGUGAACAGUGUGAGACUGGAACAAAGAAAGUGGACUUGUGCGGAGACAAUGAAGACAGUGAACAGCAUAAUCAGGCUGACAUUGUCCGCACAGCAGGAUCGGGGUGCAGUAGUCCCGCCAGCAGCACAGCAGGUGUUGAUCACGAUCUAAGACUGCCCGUGGGAUCUCCAGGGGCGUGGCCGCCCGGCGGCUACCCGGUCCACUAUGUGGCUGACUCACCUCUCACGCCCACCCGGUUCCGCUCCAAGUCAGAGGCCGACACCAGCACCAACCCAGUCCACGCCCAGCCCGUGGUGGGCGGCGCCAGCAGCGUGCGGCCCAAGGAGCGCCGGGCGCACUCCACCUCCUCCGCAGUGUCACCAAACAGCACCAGCAGCAGCAGCACCGCCGAAUCACCACGGGGGGAGCCAGCCGGGUCGGCCUCGGGAUCGCUCUCGCUGCACGGUACGGUGACACGCCAGGGGGAAAUGCUUUCAUUUGUUGCCGAUGACCUAAUGGAGAAAAUCCGUCAGAGCGGUGACCCAUUGAAAGCUAAGGAUAGGGGUAGCAGCACCGGUUCCUCGGCCUGCCACACGCCGUCCUCCUCCCACAGCCGCACUCCUUCCCUCAGCCCCUCGGGGAUCAGCGCCAGUGCCAUCCCCCCGGUGGACCCGACGGCUCUGGCGGACAUCGAAAAGCACAGCAAGCGGGUGGCCGACAGCGUGGAGCUGAUGAUGGGCCACCUGUCCAGCACGCUACAGAACAUGUCCGCCAUAACUGUCGGUCAUACACAGACAUACAGAGAUGCAGUGGACAAGGCUGGUGUUACCGUCGAUCAAAGUGUGAAGUGUAUGUAUGCCCUUAUAGCAAGGUGCGAAGAACUCAACAAAACCAUGGAACCUGUGCACCGACUUGCCAAUCAAAUUAAAUCGAUCAAGCGACUACUAGAAGAAAUGGAGUCAGUCUGCAAGUAAUGUUCAUGAACGAAUAAUAGACUCCAAAGUUACAGUGGACUUUUUCGCACAAGAGUUUUGGGGUCCGCAGUGAGGGCAUUGUCUUUUCACUGUUUUAGUAGACUCACAAUCCCCAUUGCCCCCCAAUGGAACGCCAAUAUGAAUGGCAUGGUAGAAUGUGAGUCAAAACCCUCUGUGUAUAAUAUAGAAGAGUGGGAGUUGAUUGACUUUUAUACAUGUAGCUGUGAUAACACGUUUGCAGCCUCAUCGCAUUUGCUCCGUUGUGAAACAGUUCCCACCAAGAAGUCAAGAUUAUGUGCAUGUAAUUUAUGGUCUACGUGUAAUAAUGCAGCGUCACCGUAAAAGCCGAACCAAAUCGCAUAGAUAAAGCAUCAAGAUCAUUUUGUACGUUCCCUUUCCGUCAAUUUGUAAUCCCAAGAUGCCACAAAGUCACGUCAUGUCCACUUUUCCUGACCCACAAGUUAUACCGUGGUGCAAAUGGACAGGAUGUAGGUGAAACAUGUCGAGGAUUCCCGCUGCUUUACAUUGUGCAAAGUUCUUCAAGAGGCCACGAACUCCGAAGUGGCCCUACUGACCCCUGUCUCCUCUUCACAGAUCAGGCCGUAAUUAUUUCCGUAAAGAGAGAGGCUGGGGAUGGUGGUAAACAGGUGUUCUAUCCCGAGAGGUUGCAACAAGAUAGCAGGCCCAUGUACCGGCAACGUCAGGUGGUUUUAUGGGUACCAGGUGGGGAUGAUAGAUUCAAAGCCUAAGAGGAAACUGCUUGAAGCAUGUUGGCUGAGUACUUAGGGUUUGUCAACCUACCGGGUCUGGGGUUAGAAUCCAGCUGCUGGUCACCUGCUGUGACCGUGGGCAAGUCGGAUGACUCCCACUUGCCUCGCUCCACCCAGGAGUAUAAAUCGGUACCAGUGAGGGCAAAGAUGAUUAGUGUGAUUGACUUCAGCUUCCUCGCACAAAAACAGCAGCGUCAAACGUAUACUCCUCAGGGAACUGAGAGGGUUUUCAGAAUAUUUCAUUGGACCAGUGACGAGGGAUUAUAAGAAUGAGGAAUGUAUUGAUCUUAGUUUAAAGCUCUGUAUGAAACCUGUUAUUCUAAGCAAGCAUACCCUACAUGCACAUGUAAACAAAGCACAACGCCACCGGUGCAUCUGUGUUGGCCCAUUUGGCUAUUAUAGUAAUAGCUGACUUUAAACUAGUUCUGCCCUCUUUUGUGCUAAAUGCGUGAUACUUCUGUGACCUGUAAGAUAUGAUAUUCAUGGCCGUCCUCUAAUGGCAGUUUUAAAGAUUAAUAGGUUGAAUUCUGGCAGGAGGGAGGCAAUAAUUUGCACAGGGAGCUGGAAUGGGAAUUGGAAGAUUGGCUUCAAAGACACUGUGCAAUAGAAUGCUUGCAUAAUGAUCCGUGUUUUACGUAAACAGGUAUUUCAAUGUUUUAACUUGGAAUUUUUACACUCAAAUUGUGUGUAAUAGUGUAGAUCGUACAUGUACAAUGUAUAUAGAGGGAUUUCACAUUAGCGCCGUCUGCGCAUAUUCGCGUUGAAACCGAGGC